This is a messenger RNA of Drosophila takahashii, 4055 nucleotides long. Its product is annotated as RNA-binding protein 25. NCBI's taxonomy places the organism in Eukaryota, Metazoa, Arthropoda, Insecta, Diptera, Drosophilidae. Gene Ontology annotation, molecular function: mRNA binding. The record is from RefSeq and is a predicted model, not a curated record. Gene Ontology annotation, cellular component: spliceosomal complex. Gene Ontology annotation, biological process: mRNA processing; regulation of alternative mRNA splicing, via spliceosome.
CUCUACCGAUAGCAGCUUGCUAGCAGCUACCAUCUCUAGACCAGAGCAGCGGCCGCAGAAAAAAAAGGAGAUUCGGUAAUUUACGCGUGGAUUUAGCACGCGCCGUGAACCCAGCAGUUGCAGCAGGCUCAGCCCAGCCGACCCGAGACCCUUUUAGUUAUCCUUGCGGGCUCGCAGCUCCAGGACGACCACCAACCGCACUCACAUUUGCCACUCCGUGUGGCGUUUGCGCCCAUCCGUGUGUGUGUGUGUGUGUGCUGGCGUGUAUGUGUGCCUGCCUGUCAGUGCAGUUUGCGUGUGUGUGUGUGAAUUGUCGGCUUUAAUUUUGCAAGCACGCUAAAGUUGUGUGUUUUUAAAGGACACAAAGGAUACGCGGGCGGAACUGAAACGCACAAGAUGUCCUACCCACCGCGGGCGCCCAUGCCGCCCUACAUGAAUGCAUCCAUACCGCCGCCGCACAUGAUGCAGAACAUGGGCAAUCCGCCGCAAAGGAACUUUCGCAACUCGGCGACCAUCAGCUCACAGCCGACAGUCUACCAUCGUCCGCCGGAGCCGCAGCCGCAGUUCCGCGGCCCCAUCAUCACCGUCUUCGUGGGCAACAUCAGCGAACGCGUCCCGGAGGCGCUGCUCAAACGCAUCCUGGCCACCUGCGGCGUGGUGAUCAACUGGAAGCGGGUAUCCACAUUCGGCUUCUGCGAGUUCGACGGACCCAUUGCAGCCAUGCGGGCUGUGCGCCUGCUCAGCGAGAUGGAGAUCGAUGGCAAGAAGCUGGUGGCCAAGGUGGAUGCCAAGAACAAGGUGCUCAUCGAGGACUACAAGGAGCAGGAGUGCAAGAACGGCGACCGCUCCAAUUCGGUGGACGAGAAGACCGAGGACGAGUACGCCAUCAGCCAGAUGCACGAGUUUCUCGAGGAGCACAAGCACGAGUUCGACGGCUUCGACGGCAGCAAUCGGCCCGAUCUGUACGGCAGCAGCAGUCGCAACAAGAAGACGCGCCGCGAGGACGACAUCAAGAUCAAGGUGCUGAACGACAAUGCUUUGGAGGAGGAGAAGCGCAAUCUGAUUAGCAGCGAGAUUGGAAAGUUUCGGAUGCGCGCCGAGGCCGACGAGCACCGCAAGGAGCUGGAGAAGGAGAAGGAAAAGGAGAAGCUGGCAGCCAGCAAGGAGAAGGAGCGCGACAAGGAGCGCAAGAAGCAUCAACGCGAAAAGGAGCGCAAGUCCUCGACCAGCAAAUCGGGUAGUUCAUCCGGGGCAGCGGCCACCACAGAAAAAGCAGCGGCUUCAGCUACCGAUAACCCCGAAGCAGCGGAAAAGUCGGACAAAGAUCCCGCUGCCGCUGUCGUCAAGGAUGCCAAGGAACCGAAAGAACCCAAGGAAUCCUCAUCCUCAUCGACCGGACGCAGUGCCAGCAGUCGCAAGGAUCCUCCCGCCGCGGAGAGUACACAGAAGGAGCGGCGCUCGGAUUCCAAGGAGACGCGUCGCCGUCGCUCCAAGUCCCGCUCCAAGGAUCGCGAGCGGGAGCGGGAACGCGAGCGCGAGCUGCGUGAGCUGCGCGACAAGGAGCGCGAGCGAGAACGCGAAAGGGAACGCGAGCGUGAGCGCGAACGCAACGAGAUGCGUGAGCGAGAGCGCAACGAGAUGAGGGAGCGCGAACGGGAACGCGAAAGAGAGCGCGAGCGCGAGCGAGACCGAGAACGCGAGCGGGAGCGGGAGCGCGAGGAAAAGCUGUCCGCAAAGCCAGUGCGCGAUUCGCGGCGCGAAAAGGAGAUGGAGGACGAGCUGCGGGAGCGCAAGAAGGCCGAGAAGAAGGCGCGCGAGAAGGAGGCCGCCUACCAGGUGCGCCUGUCCAACUGGGAGAUACGCGAGAAGCGCAAGUCCAAGGAAAAUGAGAAGUACCGCCUUAAGGAGCUGCUGCGGCAGGAGGAACGCGAGAGCGACGCCAAGCGACUGAAGGAGUUUGUCGAGGACUACGACGAUGAGCGCGACGAUUCGCUGUAUUAUCGCGGCCGCGAGCUGCAGCAGCGUUUGGCGGAGCGAGUGCGUGAGGCGGAUGCCGAUUCCAAGGAUCGCGAGAAGGAGGCCGACGAACUGGCCGAGCUCAAGUCGAAGUUCUUUAGCGGCGAGUACGAGAAUCCCUCGCUGGAGUUCGAGAAGGCGCGCCGCGAGAUCGAGAAGCUCUACGAGCCGCGCAUUCUGAUCAAUGUCAACCUGGAAGCGGCGGCGGCCACAGCGGCCGUUCACCAGCGCAAGCAGACUUCCGCCGCCUCGGCGACGGGCGAAGGUGCUGCUAAGGAGCUAAAGAGCCAGCAGCUGGACAGCUAUGAUCCCGAUAUGGCCGGCAUGAACGACGACGACUCCAUGUCGAACGAUGAUCGUGGCGGCGGCUCCUUGGCCGAUACAGCCUCCAAUGCCAGCGAUGGUGGCUAUGCGGCGAAGAACAACAAUAACGAUAAUAAGUCACUGUCGAACAGUUUGAGCCGGCAGAACAGUGAGUCCAGGGAUUCGCUGGCCCAGAUUCAUACGCCCACGCAGAGUGCCAUGCAUGCGAAUGAUCAGGAUGCCCUGCUGCCCUCCGCCACGCCGCCCAUGACCAUGCCCCUCAUCUCGCUGACGCUGGGCAACAACCUCAAGAUGAAGAAGAAGAUCGAGGCCACGGGCGUGUUUGUGAACGACGACGAUAACGAUGAGAAUAUCAAUCCCAAGAAGCGCAAGCUGGUGCCGCUAGACUACGAUGACAACAUGAGCAACACCACACCUUCUUCCCAUCCGGCCAGCAAUGCCGGCGGAUUGGGAAAUAGCAGCAGCAGCAGCGGCAGCAAUCACAACAACAACAGCAGCAGCAGCUCGGCGGAUCGCCAAAGCUCCGCCGUAUCGGCGGCCACCGCUGCAGCCGCUGCCGUUAGCCAGAAGAUUGCCCAAUCCUCCGCAACGGGCUCGGGAUCAAAUACUUCGGGUGGCAAGAACAACGGCAACGGCAAACAGAGUAGCAGCGGCAGCAGCAAACAUGGUAAGAAUGAGGCAGCUGCAUCUGCGAGCAGUGGCGCAGAUGCUGCCGCCGGUACAAACACCAAAAAGGAUGAGAAUGGUGCUAAGGUGUAUGAUGAAAAACGGCGGCAUAUAAAAAGCAUUAUUGACAGGAUACCCACGCAAAAGGAGGAGCUAUUUAAUUAUAAGCUCGACCGCAACGAGAUUGACAGCGGUCUAAUGGAACGCAAGAUACGUCCAUGGAUCAAUAAGAAAAUCAUCGAGUAUAUCGGUGAGCCGGAGCCGACGCUAGUGGACUUUAUAUGUUCCAAAGUGUUGGCCGGCAGUCCGCCGCAGAGUAUCUUGGACGAUGUGCAAAUGGUACUCGACGAGGAGGCGGAGGUGUUUGUGGUCAAGAUGUGGCGACUGCUCAUCUACGAACUGGACGCCAAGAAGAGCGGCAUUGCGGGGAAGUAGAACGAUGACGAUGAUCCGCACUGAUCACCGGGGGAAAAUAACUGGGGCGGGGAGCGGGUGCAGAUCGAGGGAUCGAACGAGAGGAGCUGCUGCGCGAAUAUAGACUCUAAGUUACUUUAUGCAACUUACUUUGCGAUUACACACACAACUUUGUACAUAAAAGGCGUGCUCCCGAAAUUGUUGCUACCGCCAAAUGUCCAGGUUUGUUUUAUAAGCUUCGACGAAACUUCUCGUGCAAAUCAAAUCAAAAAGAAAAUUUAUGUAAAACGAAAAUCGGAAGCAAAAGCGCAGCCUCCUCCCUCAAUGAUUUCUCAAUUUCUCACCGUGUUAGCGUUAAUUGCUAAAAUUAAUCAUCGAUUACUGUAAAUACACACUAAACUCACUUAUAAAUUUACACCAGCAGAAACAAACAAGCGAAAAAAGAAAGCCGUACAUAGACACAUAAAAGCGUAGCCCAUGUACAAUUCAGUUGGUUUCUGAUCCAAUUCUCCCCCUUUAUUUGUUGCGAUUUCGAAAAUCGAUUUCCAUCUACGCAACAGCUCUUUUUUUCGAAAAACGAGCGCAAACAGAAAACUGUCUUCAUUUUAAUAAAACAAUGAAAAGAAAAUUCAAAA